AUGACAUAUACUUUUUUCGUUGAUAUGACCUGUGGUGGUUGCUCAAAAGCUGUAAAUGCUAUCUUAUCAAAACUUGAUGGUGUUUCAAACAUUCAAAUCGACCUUGAAAACAAAAAAGUUAGCUGUGAUAGUUCAAAACUCAAUGCUGAAGAACUUUUAACAAAUAUUAAAAAAACUGGCAAGAAAUGUGAAAUCAUUGCUUAA
Dictyostelium purpureum is the source of this 204-nucleotide messenger RNA. RefSeq lists its product as uncharacterized. Lineage: Eukaryota; Evosea; Eumycetozoa; Dictyosteliales; Dictyosteliaceae. The transcript has 3 exons. The coding region runs from base 1 to 204 and encodes 67 amino acids. Gene Ontology annotation, cellular component: cytosol. Gene Ontology annotation, molecular function: copper chaperone activity; metal ion binding. Gene Ontology annotation, biological process: copper ion transport. The record is from RefSeq and is a predicted model, not a curated record.